This is a messenger RNA of Lycium ferocissimum, 603 nucleotides long. RefSeq lists its product as uncharacterized. Bases 78 to 587 code for a protein of 169 amino acids. NCBI's taxonomy places the organism in Eukaryota, Viridiplantae, Streptophyta, Magnoliopsida, Solanales, Solanaceae. The transcript has a single exon. The record is from RefSeq and is a predicted model, not a curated record.
ACUGUGCUGUAAUGGCUUCUUCUUCAUCACUUCAAUCCUGAAAUUUUGACCACACCAUUUGAGAAAAACGGAUCAAAAUGAGCAUCAGAACGACAACGUUUUGGACUCGAAUACUCCGUUUUAGGGCACCACCACCUUCCACCACCGCCGCCGCCGCCGCACCACUUUUCCGGCAACCACCGCCGCCGCAUUCCACCGUACGUUUCUUCUCAUCGUCGUUCUACAACAACCGUAAACCAUCAGCUGAUAGAGUAAUACAAGAGCUGUUAUUCGAAGUUGAAAGGGAUAAGCAAAGGGAAAAAGAAGAGAGAAAGAAGAAAGGAUUAGAUACAACUGAUAUUGAUGCUGAAGAAAAUGAGGAUUCAAUGGGUGUUGGUCCAUUAAUUGAGAAAAUUGAGAAGAAGAAAGUUAAAGAUGACAAAUUUAGUUAUUUUGAUGAACCUACGGAUUCGGAUAGUGAAGAUGAUGAUGAAAGGUGGACACCUGAUGCUGUUAAUAAACGAUGGGAAGUAUUUGAUAAGAAAUUUAAACGACACGAAGAGUUACUUGUUAACUUCACUGAUGCAGGUACCCUUUUGAGACAUUAACUUUGUUUGGAUGAUU